Molecule: messenger RNA, 2330 nt
Organism: Raphanus sativus (radish)
Lineage: Eukaryota; Viridiplantae; Streptophyta; Magnoliopsida; Brassicales; Brassicaceae
Product: L-type lectin-domain containing receptor kinase IV.2
Exons: 1
Coding region: 132-2165 (677 amino acids)
Biological process (GO): protein phosphorylation
Cellular component (GO): plasma membrane
Molecular function (GO): carbohydrate binding; ATP binding; protein kinase activity
Source: RefSeq, a predicted model, not a curated record
UUAUCUUGAUCAGUACUCCACAACCUACCUCUGACACCUUUUAUUCAAUCACGGGCGUGAUUUUCUUUAUUGUUUCACACAUCGUCUUCAAAAACUGAGCAAGACUAAACCGGAAGUAACCGGAAGCAACCAUGUUCAUCAAACUCAUAUUCUUCUGUCUCCUCCUCCUCCUCUCUCAAACCUCGAGAUCUUCUUCUCAGAUCCUCACCUACAAUGGCUUCAACCCUCCGACAGACAUCUCCCUCCAAGGCCUCGCCACAGUAACACCCAACGGUCUCCUAAAGCUAACCAACACAACCGUACAAAAAACCGGGCACGCCUUCUACACCAAACCGAUCCGGUUCAAAGAAUCAUCAUCACCAAACGCCACCGUCUCUUCCUUCUCCACCACCUUCGUCUUCGCCAUAUACUCCCAGAUCCCAACUCUGAGCGGCCACGGGAUCGCUUUCGUCGUAGCUCCGUCCCCGGGUCUCCCUUCCGCUCUUCCCAGCCAGUACAUCGGCCUCUUCAACAGCUCCAACAACGGCAACGACACGAACCACGUCUUCGCAGUGGAGUUCGACACGAUCCAGAGCAACGAGUUCGGAGAUCCGAACGAUAACCACGUCGGAAUCGACAUCAACGGGUUAAGAUCGGUCAAGUACUCGACAGCUGGAUACUGGGACAACAAAAACUCGUUUCAGAAUCUGAACUUGAUCAGCCGCAAACUGAUGCAGGUUUGGAUCAGUUACGACAGUCUCGGUAAUAGAAUCGAUGUCACCAUGUCUCCGUACGGUUCCGACAAGCCUAGUAAACCGCUCGUCACUCACGUAACGGAUCUCUCUUCCGUUCUACUUCAAGACAUGUACGUAGGUUUCGCCUCCGCGACCGGCUCGGUGAUCUCGGAGCAUUACGUCGCCGGAUGGAGUUUCCGGUUAAACGGAGAAGCUCCUCCGCUGACGUCGUCGAACCUCCCGAAGCUUCCUCGCUUCCAGCCGAAGCGAGUCUCGGACUUCUACAAGAUCGGCGCGCCGCUGAUCUCCCUGUUUCUGAUCUUCUCCGUGAUCUCCCUCGCCUUCUACGUGGCGAGGAGGAGGAAGAAGUUUGAGGAAGAGCUCGACGACUGGGAGACGGAGUUCGGCAAGAACCGGUUUAGAUUCAAGGAGCUUUACCACGCGACGAAAGGGUUCAAGGAGAAGGAUCUCCUCGGCUCGGGAGGGUUCGGGAGAGUUUACAGAGGGAUACUCCCCACGUCGAAGCUCGAAGUCGCUGUGAAGAGAGUCUCGCACGACUCGAAACAAGGUAUGAAAGAGUUCGUGGCGGAGAUCGUGAGUAUCGGGAGGAUGAGUCAUCGGAACUUGGUGCCUUUGUUGGGGUACUGUCGUAGGAGAGGAGAGCUUCUUCUCGUUUACGAUUACAUGCCCAACGGGAGCUUGGACAAGUAUCUAUACAACAAUCCGGAGAGGACGUUGGACUGGAGGCAGAGGUGUAAGAUCGUCAAAGGAGUUGCCUCUGGAUUGUUCUAUCUCCACGAGGAGUGGGAACAGGUGGUUAUCCACCGUGACGUGAAAGCUAGUAACGUUUUGUUAGACGCUGACUUCAACGGUAGACUCGGGGAUUUCGGGUUGGCCCGGUUGUAUGAUCACGGGUCGGAUCCUCAGACAACUCACGUCGUUGGUACGUUGGGUUACCUAGCACCUGAACAUUCUCGUACGGGACGCGCCACGACCGCUACCGAUGUCUAUGCGUUUGGCGCGUUUCUUCUAGAAGUUGUUUCGGGUAGGAGACCCAUCGAGCUACACAGCGAGAGCGAUGAUACGUUCUUGCUCGUGGAGUGGGUUUUCGGUUUGUGGGUUAGAGGGAACAUAAUGGAAGCAAAAGAUCCGAAUCUUGGGUGUGAUGAUCGGUACGAUCUCGAAGAGGUUGAAAUGGUUUUGAAGCUCGGUCUGUUGUGUUCUCACUCGGACCCUCGGGCUAGGCCGAGUAUGAGGCUGGUGUUACAGUAUCUGAGAGGAGACGUGAGCUUGCCGGAACUGACGCCGUUGGAUUUGUCGGCGGGGAAUGGGAUGAGCUUGGGAGGGAGAGACGGUUUUAGCGGUAUAGCCAUGUCGUAUUCUUCCUCGGUGUUUAGAGGGUUUACUGGUGUGUCUUCGAUCGCUGAUUCACUACUCUCUGGUGGGAGGUGAUUGAUGAUGUUACAACCACAUUAGCAACGUAUGAUGAUGCUCUUGCUUUAUUUAUUUAUAUUUUUUUAUGAAUGUAUAUACAGUUUUGCGUAGAUGUAAGAUUUUCUUACGAGAACUUUGAUUAUAUAUAAGAUUAUGAUUGUUAUAAAUUGAUGAGAGUUUAAG